Mucor velutinosus is the source of this 759-nucleotide messenger RNA. RefSeq names its product serine threonine protein kinase CMGC group. NCBI's taxonomy places the organism in Eukaryota, Fungi, Mucoromycota, Mucoromycetes, Mucorales, Mucoraceae. The record is from RefSeq and is a predicted model, not a curated record. The transcript has a single exon. The coding region runs from base 1 to 759 and encodes 252 amino acids. Gene Ontology annotation, molecular function: protein binding.
AUGAGUGAAUCCAAGGAACAUACUGCUCAAGAUGAUGUGAUAGACAGCAAGGAGCAAGAAAAAGAAUCAACUGAGACAACACAAGACGACAAGACAGAGCAACAACAGCCCACAUGGACACCUGUUUGGGACGAUAAUGCACAAGCUUAUUACUGGUGGAAUACAGAGACAAACGAAACCACAUGGAUCAACCCUGAUGCCUCAGCAGAGGAAGUCGCAGCAGCACAAGCGCAAGCAGCCUCAACAGCAACAGCAGCCAACAGCAACCCUUUAGAUUUCUUACUGGAUAGAAUAGAUAAUGUUGUAAAGAAGAAAUUAGAUGGAUUAGACGAGAGUACAACGACAGGCUCAAGUAUACCUGCCGACAAUAACACAGCAGCAGCUUACUAUGACAGCAGCAACAGCUACGCUACAUCUUAUGACGGUUAUCCUGCUGCAGCUGAUCCCAGUGCUUCCAACAGUGCUGAUUUAUACACAUCCCAAGCUCAUUUUAAUGCAAGAACAGGAAAAUUCGCUACACAAGCAGACGUCAAUCGCUUAAAUCCAGAAAUGCUUUCAAUAGAAGCCCGUGCUAAAAGACAAAUGCAGAACUACUUUGAUGUGGACAGCUAUACAGAACAACGAAAUGCUCAAAUACACAAUGCGGAAAGUGGUAGAAUCAACAAGAAAAGGCCAUUGACACGCAAAGAAGUCGAAUACUUUAAGAGGAUGAAGAAGGAAAAGAAAUCAAAAAGAGCCAGAGAAUGGUUAAUGCAGUAA